AUGACAACGAAAACCUCCUUGCGGCCGCUGCGACCGCUGUGCCCGAUCGAGAAAGGCUCUUUCCCCCAACCGCAGACACCAUGUUCAUCAUGUCGAAAGCGACGGAAUGUCUCUCUUGCUUGUACAGAGUGUCGCCAAAAAAAGACCAAGUGUUCUGGUACGACUCCAUGCGCGAACUGUACAGCGAAAGGUUGUCAAUGCAUCUAUGAUCAAAGCAGUGAUCGCAGGCGCAAAUCUUAUAGCCGUGAACCAUCCACAUUGCGUCAAGCACUGCUCUACGCCGUGGUUAAGCUUCGUUCUGGAACCCCGGAUAACGUGAAAUCAUUCAUUCUAAAAAUCCGGAGCUUGCAGACCGACCGAGAUGGAGAACUUUUUCUCCUUCAGGAGAGCGGGCUGUCUAAUGUCGGAUGA
Molecule: messenger RNA, 411 nt
Organism: Penicillium riverlandense
Lineage: Eukaryota; Fungi; Ascomycota; Eurotiomycetes; Eurotiales; Aspergillaceae
Product: Zn(II)2Cys6 transcription factor domain-containing protein
Exons: 2
Coding region: 1-411 (136 amino acids)
Biological process (GO): positive regulation of transcription by RNA polymerase II
Cellular component (GO): nucleus
Molecular function (GO): zinc ion binding; sequence-specific DNA binding; DNA-binding transcription factor activity, RNA polymerase II-specific
Source: RefSeq, a predicted model, not a curated record